This is a messenger RNA of Corticium candelabrum, 988 nucleotides long. RefSeq lists its product as uncharacterized. Lineage: Eukaryota; Metazoa; Porifera; Homoscleromorpha; Homosclerophorida; Plakinidae. The record is from RefSeq and is a predicted model, not a curated record. The transcript has 6 exons. Bases 19 to 750 code for a protein of 243 amino acids.
CGUUUAUUUACUGUAAGUAUGUCUGACUUUUUGCACUCGUCUACGCUAUGGUUUUGUUUCCGGUAUACGUACAAGGCUAGCAGCCCGUAUCCAGUACAGAGUUUGAGAACAGAGCUCUCCGUACUUGUCUACCACCUCAGACUGGCUCUUGCCAUGGCUGUAGAAAUAACACGCUCAAGAAAGUUUCUAAAGUCUUUUCUAGUUUGGGCAGCUGACACUGAAAGGAAUCCCAAAAUGCAAGGGUAUAUUACUAGGCAGAGUUGCGUUUUGGUGGCUCAUGCAUCGGGUGAAGGACACCAAUUGCGAAUUAGUUUGUGUUGUCCAGAUCCAGGAGGUCAAGAAGCAAAGAUGACAGAUGCUGAAAUGCGGUGGGGUAAUCGGAUUAUGGCACUGGUAGUCACUCGACUUCAGUUGGAGACAGUGUUUGCGUGGCUUUCUACUUUGGGUGGAGCUCACUCAUCUCUUGGUGAAAAGUUUGUGGAGCAUGCACAUCAUGCUGGUGUCUUAUCAAAGAAGCAGUUGCUUUUAGCAUUACGACUUGGAGAUCCAAUUCUUUCAGCACAAUGCAAAUUGUAUUAUGCUUUCAGUCUUAUGCAGAAAGGUCAGCUGUCAGCAGCUUCUGUUAUAGUCAGGCAACAAACUAGAUUUUCCAAAACCGUAUCAACUCAAGACAAACGGCUUCAGACAAUGUGUAAAGCAUGCAAAGAACGACUUCAGUUUUAUUUAAUAACAAGACCGAAGGAUGUGUAAUCUUGUACUAGACAUGCGUUUCACAUUGAAAUACAACCAAAAUCUAGAACUAGUAUACAGACUACUGAAACUGCAUUAUCGAUGACAAUUAUGUGUAACUACACAAUUAGGCUAAUGGAGCGUCACUAGAGCACGCGGUUGCUUGCUUGUUUGUGUGUAGUUUCCCAUUGUUUGGCAUUUGUAUCUCAAUCUUCUACAUCUUGUGGUAAUUAUUAGGAAUAGAUAAAUUUAAACUGUU